Molecule: messenger RNA, 1809 nt
Organism: Anthostomella pinea
Lineage: Eukaryota; Fungi; Ascomycota; Sordariomycetes; Xylariales; Xylariaceae
Source: the annotation of a GenBank genome assembly
AUGCUGAACCAACUCACCGUGCCGUUAUGGCUGUAUGCCCUCAUAGCGCUCUGUUGCAGUGCCCAAACGGCGCACGCCACACAGCCGAACUUCAUCUUCAUCAUCACAGACGACCAGGACUUAUUAAUGGACUCCUUGAUGUAUCAGCCCAAGGUUCAGAAGCACUUCGGCGACGAGGGAACCUUUUACAGCAAACACUUCUGCACCAUUUCUGUCUGUUGCCCCUCGAGGGUAUCGCUGCUUACGGGGAAGGCUGCUCAUAAUACCAAUGUCACUGAUGUCCAAGCGCCAUAUGAGGGCCCCUUCAUUGUGCCAGCUGACAAGUUGCCAGGUGGAUAUACGAAGUUCAUAUCUGAAGGAUGGAACGACAAAUAUUUGCCGAUAUGGCUACAAGAAGCAGGGUACAACACCUAUUAUACCGGCAAGCUUAUGAAUGGCCACUCGAUGUCGACGUACAACAACCCCUUCCCCGCCGGUUGGAAUGGGACGGACUUCCUGAUCGACCCUGGAACUUAUCUCUACUACAACUCUACCACUCAACGGAAUAAAGACGCCCCCAAAAAGAACCCGGGGCUAUAUUCCACGGAUCUCGUCGCGGAAAACGCCAUCGGGUUCCUGGACGAGGCCCUUGCCGCUGCUGAUGAAGAAUCCUUCUUCCUCGGCAUUGCACCCGUUGGUCCCCAUUCGGAAACGCACACUGCCGUUGUGGACGGGCUGGCAACAACGGCUCUGUACCCGCCGGUACCGGCGGACAGGCACAAGGAUCUGUUUCCCGACGUGAAGGUGCCACGCACGAAGAACUUCAACUCGGAUAAGGCCACCAGCGCAAGCUGGAUCAGAUCCCUGGAGAAGAACAACGAGACCGUAGUCGAGUACAUGGACGAGUGGUACCGGCUCCGCUUGCAGACGCUCCAAGCUGUCGACGACCUCGUCGACACGGUCUUCGACUGGCUGGACGCGCACCCAGACGUGCGGGACAACACUUACGUCAUCUACACGACCGACAACGGCUUCCACAUCGGCCAGCACCGCAUGACGCCCGGCAAGAGCUGCAGCAUCGAGGAGGACGUCAACAUCCCCUUCUUCAUCCGCGGGCCCGGCGUCGCCAAGGGCGCGGUCGCGACGUUCCCGACUAGCCAUACUGACAUCGUGCCCACGCUGUUCCAGCUGGCGGGGAUCCCGUUGCGUGAGGAGUUUGACGGCGAGCCGAUCCCUGUAACGGGGGACCUUGUCGCGGCGGGGAAGCAGAAGAGCGAGCAGGUGAACAUUGAGUACUGGGGCUAUUCGGUGGUCGAGGGUGUCUUUGGUGGUGAGGGAGCUGGGAUGUACAAGACGCCGCAGAAUGUCCUCGCUGGAGUUGUCGGGAUCAACAACACAUACAAGACCGUCCGCGUGGUUGGUGAGGACUAUAACUUGAUGUACACAGUAUGGUGCACCAACGAGCACGAGCUCUACGACAUGAACAACGACCCCUACCAAAUGACCAACCUCUACCACACCAACAGCACCCUCGCCUCCUGGCCCCUCUCCAACCUAGAGCCCCGCCUCGACGCCCUAACCAUGGUGCUCAAGUCCUGCAGCGGCGCCGUGUGCACGCGGCCCUGGGCGAUCAUCCACCCCGAGGGCGGCGUCGCCACGCUGAAAGACGCGAUGCAUCCCAAGUUCGACGCCUUCUACGGCGCGCAGCCCCGCGUUGCGUACACGGGGUGCGCGCUGGGGUACUUUACGGGGCUGGAGGGCCCGAUGAGCGUGGAGCCUUAUAGUUCGGCGGUUUGGGGGCGGAGGGAGAAGUGGAAGAGGUGGAUAUGA